Andrographis paniculata is the source of this 1228-nucleotide messenger RNA. Its product is annotated as probable protein S-acyltransferase 3. Gene Ontology annotation, molecular function: protein-cysteine S-palmitoyltransferase activity. The transcript is spliced from 5 exons. NCBI's taxonomy places the organism in Eukaryota, Viridiplantae, Streptophyta, Magnoliopsida, Lamiales, Acanthaceae. Gene Ontology annotation, biological process: protein targeting to membrane; peptidyl-L-cysteine S-palmitoylation. Gene Ontology annotation, cellular component: endoplasmic reticulum; Golgi apparatus. The record is from RefSeq and is a predicted model, not a curated record. Bases 1 to 1158 code for a protein of 385 amino acids.
AUGGAUCCUCCCAGAUCGAAGCUUCGACUCUACCAGGUUUGGAAGGGACGAAAUAAAUUUUUGUGUGGCGGGAGAUUGGUUUUUGGUCCCGACGGAGCAUCGAUCCUCCUGUCGACAUUUCUGAUCGGCGCACCGGCGCUGACGUUCUGCGUCGGAAUGUUACUCCGAUUGCCGGUCAUCGAAAAGAUGUACGGCCAAACUGUGUUGAUCAUCGGCCUUGCUCUUACAGUUCUGGAUUUGAUUUUUCUCUACAUGACUUCCGCGAGUAAUCCGGGGAUCAUCCCCCGGAGCUCGCGGCUGCCGGACCCGGAAAGCAUAUCGGGAUCGAUUGCGUCGAUGUCGAUGGAGUGGAUCAACGGCGCGACGCCGGGUUUGAGGCUUCCGAGAACAAAAGACGUCGUCGUCAACGGGCAUAUAGUGCGAGUGAAGUUUUGCGACACUUGCUUAUUGUACCGGCCGCCGCGCUCGUCCCAUUGCUCGAUUUGCAAUAAUUGCGUCGAGAGGUUCGAUCAUCAUUGCCCUUGGGUCGGGCAAUGUAUCGGAGUUAGGAACUAUCGGACGUUCUUCUUGUUCGUGUCGACCUCGACUGUCCUCUGUAUCUACGUCUUCACGUUUUCGCUAUUGAAUCUCAUCAAUCAACCGGAGCGUUUUUGGAGCUCGUUUUCAAAGGACGUCAUCUCCGUCGUGUUGAUCGUGUAUUGCUUCAUAUGUGUGUGGUUCGUCGGCGGGCUCACCGUAUUCCAUUUCUACCUUACUUGCACCAAUCAGACAACGUACGAGAAUUUCCGAUACAAUUACGAUAAGAAGGAGAAUCCGUACAAUCGAGGGGUUCUCAAGAACUUGAUGGAAAUAUUAUUCUCGAGAAGGCCGGGCUCUCGGGUGAAUUUCCGAGCAUGGGCCACCGAGGAGGAUAAUUCCGUGAUCGGGUCCAUAAAUAGAAGAUUUGGCGCAGAUGAUUUUCGAGCGGUGAGUGGAGCAUUGGACCUUGAGAUCGGGAAAGAAAAAGACGGGAAACCGGUUCCGUCUAUCCUACAAGACCUCGACUACGAUGGAAUCGGUGGGAGCGUGAAGAAUGGUAAGGCGAUGCCUAAUCCUUAUAUGCUUCAGAUCGACGACGAGAAAGAUACAAGAAAUGACGAUCAAGGUGACAGAAGAUGAUGAAGACAUAACAAAGGAUUCGUGUUUGUUUUGUUUGAACAACAUGUGUUGUCUUAUGGCGGGAACUCUU